UGAUCCUCUGCCUCAUUUUGCGUUGUGUCUUUCAUUCACCUCUUUCUUCUCUCCUCCCUCUCAAAGUCCGACUCAACAAGCCCAAUUAUAUCUUCCCACUACCUGUCUCCCUCUUCCCCCAUAACUUCAUCUCUGUUCUACUUUUACCCCACACCAACUCUAACAAAUCAAUUCUCACUGCCACAACUCCUAAUUCUGGUCUUCAUUCUUUAUGACACUCUUCAUCAAUUGAUGGGUAUGUUCAUAUUUUCCACAUGAAGUAAUUUUUAUGAAAAAAAUAUUAUAUUUUUCAUCAUUUUAAUUACCAAUCAAUAAAAACCUUUGCUUUUUCCAAACCCACCAAUCACCUUACAUUAUUUUUCCAAGCUAAGGCAUUUUACUACACAAAAGCUGCCAUUUUUUGCGUACAAAUACGCCGAGGGAAAGCAGGUAAUUAUGUGAUUAAGAACUUGUUUUGACUGAAAUUGAAGUUGCUUAAGGAAAUCAAGGUGCAAAGAAAAGUGGGUUUUUUUGUUUGUGUGAAGGAGUGGAAAAAGGAAGAAGAUUAAAGGAUGCCAGUUCCUCUUGCCCCAUAUCCUACUCCUCCAGUACCUUUCACCCCACCAGCUAAUGGAACACAGAGUCAAUUAGUAUGUUCAGGGUGUAGAAAUCUUCUACUUUAUCCAGCUGGAGCAACUUCUGUAUGUUGUGCUGUAUGUAAUGCUGUUACUGCUGUUCCACCCCCAGGUAAUUAUGUGAUUAAGAACUUGUUUUGACUGAAAUUGAAGUUGCUUAAGGAAAUCAAGGUGCAAAGAAAAGUGGGUUUUUUUGUUUGUGUGAAGGAGUGGAAAAAGGAAGAAGAUUAAAGGAUGCCAGUUCCUCUUGCCCCAUAUCCUACUCCUCCAGUACCUUUCACCCCACCAGCUAAUGGAACACAGAGUCAAUUAGUAUGUUCAGGGUGUAGAAAUCUUCUACUUUAUCCAGCUGGAGCAACUUCUGUAUGUUGUGCUGUAUGUAAUGCUGUUACUGCUGUUCCACCCCCAGGGACGGAGAUGGCCCAACUAGUUUGUGCAGGUUGCCACACACUCUUAAUGUACAUCCGAGGAGCAACUAGUGUACAAUGCUCUUGUUGUCAUACUAUUAAUCUUGCUUUAGAAGCAAAUCAAGUGGCACAUGUGAGUUGCGGGAAUUGCAGAAUGUUGUUGAUGUACCAAUAUGGAGCACGAUCUGUUAAAUGUGCGGUCUGCAAUUUUGUCACUUCAAUUGGGGUAAAUUUAUAUAACUUUCAAUCAUUGGAUUUUAAAGGAAAAGAAAUUAAAGGAAAUUAAUGAGGCCUCAGCAAGUAUGCCAGACCAGAAAUUCAAUAAUGCUUGAAGCAAUCAAUGGGAAAAUAAAUUAAAAAAAUUACUGAAUUAUCCGGAAAAUUACAAUCUUUAACCAAAGGAGAUUGGCAUUAAACUUUUUUCGUAUAUAGAGCUUUUUUUUUCAUUCACUCAAGCUUUUUCCAAUAAAAUAAGCGAUCUUCUGAAAUAGGUAUUGAAUUCCGCCAAAUGGUUAUGGUGAUAAAUAUUUUGUAUAAUAGCAGAGUAAAAUAGGUAGAAACGUCGUAGUUUGUAUGAAAAAGCUUCACUCUUGAAUCUUGAUGAGUUUGUUGUGUGAAUUUUUUUUUUGUUGUUGAUACAUCUUCUCCAUCAACCAUCUUAUAAAAACUUAACAUAGUUUUUUUUCGUAAUUUAAAACUUUUUUCAGAUAUAUAAAUUUUAGGAAAAAUUGUCAAAAUUAAUUUAACCUACUGUCUUUGUCCAUCUGCUGUAAAAAAAUCUCCACUAUUAAUUAUUUGUAAAUAAUUCAACUUUUAUAUAUUUUUUAACCGGAUACUGUAAUUUAGAAUUUAACCGGCUACUGAGAAU
Messenger RNA from Amaranthus tricolor (Joseph's coat), 1889 nucleotides. RefSeq names its product protein LOL1. Bases 849 to 1307 code for a protein of 152 amino acids. The record is from RefSeq and is a predicted model, not a curated record. NCBI's taxonomy places the organism in Eukaryota, Viridiplantae, Streptophyta, Magnoliopsida, Caryophyllales, Amaranthaceae. The transcript has 8 exons.